CAGCGCCACGAAGCCGCCGUGGCCGCCGCGACUCAACGAGAUGCGGCGGCCACGGCGGCUGCUGCGUCUCGCGUGGAGAGCGCAGCUCCCCCUCCUCCCCCUCCUCCCCCUCCUCCUGCUGCUGCUGCUCGCCGGUCGCCUACACGGAGACACGCGUGAGUACGCAGUGGCGGUACGCAACCUCGGCGCGGAAGGACGCGCGGAGGUCAGAGCCCCCUCGGCAGCAUACGACACAGUCCAGGUCGAAUCAACCCAGAGACGUGCCGAAGUUGGGGAGACGACACGGAGCCCGGCACGGGUCCAGCGUGAGAUCACUGCCUGGGAUGGUAGCCUGGCCGGAGAGGAGUCCAUCCGGACUCCCCGUCCCUCCGAACUCGGACCUGGUGAAGCGCGUGCGCCGGACCGCGGCGCUCGUGGAGAAGGGAGCAUGACGCUCACGUCCGCGCCGCCGUCGCAGAGACUCGGCCCCCCCGCGUACGACGGAAGAACGCUCACGGGGGCGCAGCUGCCUUCGACGGUGGCGGCGGCCGUGGGAGGCGAUGCGGCGGGCACGGCGGCGGAGGACAGCAGCCGGGCGAGCGGCGCCUACUGGGGUGGUGAAUCUCCAGCGAGCGGCGUCCCACGCGUCGCCACGGCCCUUGCCUGGGGCGGCGACGCCGACGCGGCGGCGGCGACGGCCCUCGAUCCCUCGCUCUACAACGUCACGCGGACGCAAGCCGCGGCCGACCGUCCGUCCGUCGACGUGCGCACCCAGCGCACCGAGAUGCAGCUCUUCGCGUCCUCCCCGAGAUACCUGCACCACCAGAUCAACGAGUUGCUCGGUGAACUCAGGCGCAGGGGCUCCGCGUCUGGGACGGCGAGGACCCCCCUCCUCCUGCCGCCCCCGCCGCCGCCUCUCCCGCCUCCCCCACCGCCUCUCCCGCUUCCCACGGCCGUUCCCCCGGUGACCUGCGGCCCGGGAUAUACGCACAGGCGUGGGGGCUGCGUGUCCCUUUGCCAGAGCGUGCCCGCCUUCUGCUACAACGGGGGCACGUGCCACCUCAUCGAGGGAAUCGGAGCGUUCUGCAGGUGCAGGCUGCAGGAGCACGUGUGGUACAGGGGGCUGCGCUGCGAGGGGGCCGCGCCGCACACCGCGGUGCUGGGCGGGGCGCUGGGAGCCGGUGGAGGCGCCCUCGCGCUGGGGCUGCUGCUCGUCGUGUGCCUCGCCAAGCGGGCGCGGAGAGUCCACGAGCACAACGAGCGCCUGCGGGGAGGCCGGCUCAGGUGAGCACCCACACUCACACCGGGGCUCCCUUACCUCACCGGUGCCCUCACCUCACCGGUGCCCUCACCUCACUGGCACCGUCACCCCACCAGCUUUCACCAAACUCACCCCACCAGCGCUUCCGACUCGCCGGUGCCCUCACCCCACCAGCUCUCCCACCUCACCAGCGCCCUCACCUAAAAGGUGUGUGCAAAGAACACUCCACUUUUUAUUCAUCGUGCUUGAUUUGGUUCUAUACUCAGCGCAAGUUCGUGAAGGACUGGUUCAGCUAUCGUUCGCCAGUGAUUUUAGCCGUGCGUGGGAAAUUGAGCUCGGGUCACCAGGUGUAUAGCGCUAACCACUGCGCUACUGCUCCACCGUUAUGUCAUCAUAAUAAUAAUACUAAAGGUUAAUAAUAUUGAGCCGAGGAAGAACCCCUAUUGGACGCUGGGCAAUUUUAGGUGCGAGCCUGCCUUGCUAAAAUAUGUAUUUGUGUUGAAAAGAGAAGCGCACAAUCUUCAUCGGUGGCAAAUUAAAGACACGAGCCAGGGCCGUGCGAUUGUGGCCAUGCAACUCAAACUGUGGACCACGCAGUCAAGCACCUGCAAGUCCCGCGCUCCUUCAACGGAGGAGGAAUCGCUAACUCCUUCCACCGAAGCCCUCUCGUCGUGGCGAACGGACCGCGGGCGUUGGCAUUUAGCUCCCCCGAGCGUAUUGCUGCCGCCAGCGUGUGCGAGAAACGGAACGGAGUUGAAACGAGAGAUGCCUCGCGCGCGUGCGGGAGUUGCGCACCGCCGCGUGCAACAAGCGUCCAGCCGCACGAGCGCCGCUCGCAGGGCCGCUGACGCCGGGGCUGUCGCAACAGCCGUGGCUGGGGGUGCUCGCGCAGGCAGGAGCCGUUUUGCCAGCACUGCGGAGGCAGCGAGGGUUGUUGGAUCGCGCAAAUGUCGACGGAUUGCCUUCCCGUGGGAGUCGAGGAGGAGGAGGAGCCCGUACCCUGGCUCGCCGGGAGAAGCGGUAACGUCAGCGACGUGGGCUCCCACCUCUUCUGUGUGUAUGGACUCGAGUGUUUUCCCCCCCGCGCACGCAUGGGAUUUCUGCUCGUGCUACGGUUUCCUCUCACACGUAAACGCUCAGUGAUUGGUCGGCGACACCUUCAUAUAGAGGACCGCAGAGCUUGGGGUGGUGGAGGGGGGGAGAUUUGGCACCGACUCGCUGCCUGGCUGCUGCAACCAUUCCCGCGUGUCUGUGGCCGGUUGUAAACUACAUCGCUUGGUAUACAGGAGGUCGUGGCUUCGAUCCCGACCCUGACACCUGCUGUAUAUUUGGAGUUUGCGU
This is a messenger RNA of Petromyzon marinus (sea lamprey), 2581 nucleotides long. RefSeq lists its product as uncharacterized. Gene Ontology annotation, cellular component: synapse. Lineage: Eukaryota; Metazoa; Chordata; Hyperoartia; Petromyzontiformes; Petromyzontidae. The record is from RefSeq and is a predicted model, not a curated record. Gene Ontology annotation, biological process: cell projection morphogenesis.